This is a messenger RNA of Drosophila mauritiana, 3532 nucleotides long. It is a transcript of the gene Apc2, whose product is annotated as adenomatous polyposis coli protein. Gene Ontology annotation, cellular component: cytoplasmic microtubule; beta-catenin destruction complex; catenin complex. The transcript has 3 exons. Gene Ontology annotation, biological process: Wnt signaling pathway; positive regulation of protein catabolic process; negative regulation of microtubule depolymerization. The record is from RefSeq and is a predicted model, not a curated record. Lineage: Eukaryota; Metazoa; Arthropoda; Insecta; Diptera; Drosophilidae. Gene Ontology annotation, molecular function: gamma-catenin binding; beta-catenin binding; microtubule binding. The coding region runs from base 204 to 3404 and encodes 1066 amino acids.
AGCACUGGAGCGCUGAGACUGCGCGCUUGGAAAAUGGCUUAAACGCAGGCCAUCUCAAACAAAGAUCGAGGAUCUCAGAUCAAAAGGAACUACCUGUUGAAGCGACCGUGCACCAGGACUCGCCCAGAAGCAAAGCUGCAUAGGUUUAUUCCCAGAAUCCCUGGUAUCUGAAUGCACUCAUAGGUGUGGAUACAUUCAAAGUAAUGACGCUGAACGAGAGCGACGCUACUCGCCUGGAGCUGACGCGCAACUUCCUGGAGCUGUCCCGAAAUCCGGAAACAUGCACCGCCCUGCGCAGCUCGGACUGUAUCCAGCUUCUGGUGCAGAUUCUGCACGCCAACGACGAAGGCCUCUCCACGGCGAGAAAGUACGCCAGCCAGGCGCUGCACAACAUCGUCCACAAUAAUCCGGAGGAGAAGGAGCGCCAGCGGGAGGUGAAGAUGCUGCGCCUGCUGGACCAGAUCCUCGACUACUGUAACUUUCUGCACACCCAGUUGCAGAGCGGCGGUGAGGCCAUCGCAGAUGAUGAGGAUCGUCAUCCGCUGGCGGCUAUGAAGCUCCUAAUGAAAGCCAGUUUCGACGAGGAGCACCGCCAGACUAUGUGCGAACUGGGAGCCCUCAAGGCGAUUCCCAAUUUGGUCCACCUUGAUCAUGCGGUCCAUGGACCGGCUGCCGGUAGAGAACAGUGCAACGCGCUCAGGAGCUACGGCCUCAUGGCCCUCACGAAUCUCACCUUCGGAGACGAGAACGUCCACAACAAAUCGUAUCUGUGCGGUCAGCGACAGUUCAUGGAAGUGGUCAUUGCUCAAUUGAACACGGCUCCGGAUGAACUGCUACAGGUUCUUGCUGGUGUGCUUCGCAAUCUCUCAUGGCGCGCCGACAAACACAUGAAGACUAUCUUUAACGAGCUGGGUACUGUGACCUCCUUGGCUCGAGCAGCCAUGCAAAACAAGAACGAGAACACUCUCAAAGCCAUACUUUCAGCCCUUUGGAAUCUCUCAGCGCACUGCAGCACCAACAAGGCGGAGUUUUGUGCAGUAGACGGAGCACUGGCCUUUUUGGUCGGAAUGCUUAGCUACGAGGGUCCGAGUAAAACUCUUAAGAUCAUCGAAAAUGCAGGCGGCAUUCUUCGAAAUGUAUCGAGCCACAUUGCGGUGUGUGAGCCGUACCGACAAAUCCUAAGACGGUACAAUUGCCUUGCCAUUCUGUUGCAACAGUUGAAAUCGGAGAGCCUAACCGUGGUAAGCAACUCCUGCGGAACUCUGUGGAAUCUCUCGGCGCGCUGUCCCGAGGACCAGCAAUACCUCAUUGACCACAAUGCCAUCCCGCUCUUGCGGGCCCUAAUCAGCUCCAAGAACUCCAUGAUUGCGGAGGGCAGUGCCUCGGCUUUGAAAAACCUAGUUAAUUUCAGGGCCACUCAGGAGCUUAUGCCCAAUGGAGAUGGUGGGUCCCUGCCACUAGACAAGGAGGCUGGCCAUGGGGGUACGCUGCCACGGAGAUUCAGCUCACUGCGCCUAAGCUCAAAUCCCACGGGAUCGCUUAAGAAAGUGCGACCCUCAACAGUCAGCACAACUGGCUUUCUGAACAGAAAGUGUGAGAGCCGAGAGUCCAUUUACUCGGGCAAAUCUGAUUCCACUAAAUACUCAACCAAGUCGGAGGGAGCGAAGAAUCCCUUCGAAAUUGUCACACCCACUGAAGAGCAGCCCAUUGACUACUCCAUGAAGUACAUGGAGCACAAACCCAAUAGCAGUAAGACCUUCGAGAUCGACUUGGAUCAGCCAACAGAUUUCAGUGCUAGAUAUAAGGAGAGACGAUCCGCUCAGACGGCACAGCCGGAGCUGAAGACGGAGACUAAUGAGAUUAGAAGUAAGGAGUUGCAACUGACAAAGUCCUCCUCGGCUACGGAGCUGCGUAAUAGUCCUGGGCUGGUGGCGGUUUCAGCAGCUAAGCAGAAAAUUGCCACCGAAACGGAGACGGAAACUGCAGAGCGACCAAUAAACUACUGUGAAGAAGGGACUCCCGGCAGCUUCAGUCGCUUCGACUCGCUCAACAGCCUCACAGAGAAACCGGAGAAAUGUAUGCCGCCAAAAACUCCAACGAAAACUGCUGCUCUCCCGGUACAAGUUGACGGAAAUACGCCUCAAAACAUCGAUUCCGCACUAGAAACUCCACUAAUGUUUUCGCGACGCAGCUCUAUGGACUCAUUGGUGGGCGACGACGAAACGGUUGCCUGCGAGGACAAUGGAUCCGUGAUCAGUGAAUACAGCCGGAUGCAGAGUGGUGUUAUUUCCCCCUCAGAGCUGCCCGAUUCACCCACCCAGAGUAUGCCUCAAUCUCCGAGAAGGGAUAGAAAAGUGACCACUCAAAAUAACUUGGAUACACCUGAACAGAAGCCCAGCACUGUGUUUGAGGACAAGUUGAACAGAUUCCACGUGGAGCACACACCUGCUGCCUUCUCCUGCGCCACCAGUCUAAGUAAUCUGAGCAUGAUGGACGACUCUAAUGCAAACGCUAUUCGAGGGCAGCGUGCAAAUGACAUCAACGGCAAUGGGGAUGCUCCUCGCAGCUAUUGCACAGAGGACACUCCUGCCGUGCUUUCCAAAGCGCCAAGCAAUAGUGAUCUGUCCAUUUUGUCCAUCCCGAAUGAUUUAAAUGCGAAUGAGGCGCAGCCAGUGCCUGCUCCGCGAGCUGAUGUUACUGGAAUGGACACUCGGAUGCCGGCAGAAGAUGCAAUCUCUAAGAUGCGCUGCGGUGGCAAUGCAUUGCCCAGUUAUCUGCCAGUGUCGGAUGAAAUGAGCAAGUACUAUGUCGAGGACAGUCCCUGCACGUUUUCGGUCAUCUCGGGACUUUCCCAUCUCACUGUUGGCUCUGCUAAGGCUGGGCCUGUUCUGAAGCUGCCCAUGAGGACGGCAGAAGCUCAGGCACCCAAACUUCCUCCCAGGCGCAGUGCAGUUCAAGGAGAGGCGGAGCCGCGCUUACCGCCGAAGAAAAGCGACUCACUGAGCUCACUCUCCAUGGAUUCGGAUGACGACUGCAAUCUUCUUAGUCAGGCCAUUGCUGCGGGAAGUUGUCGACCUCAGCCCAGCGGUGCCAGUACCAGCUCCAGCCUGGCGAACGCUAGUACCAGCACUCUAUGCAGGGAAAAUGGGCAGCCAAAGAAGCCGGCGGAGGAUGGCGAUAAGCCGAACUACAGCUCAGAUGACUCGCUAGACGACGACGACGAUGAUGCACGGUCCAAGUCGCUAUUUGAGCAGUGCAUUCUGAGCGGCAUGCAUAAGUCCAACGACGCCUUGGAGUCGGAGGGUGAGUCGCCGGGGCAGCGCCAGGAGAUCAGUGCCCGGGAUCGAUUUGUCAGUAACCAGGUGCGCCAGAUUGAGUCCAUGUUGGCCGGACGUCAGCAGUAGCUGCGGCUGGUUGGUUAAUUGAGAAGCGCAUGCAUUUGUUUAGUGGCUUUUAAUCUUGUCUACGCAAUAAUAUUCUCACGGUCUCAAUUUUCCUAUAGUUCAGAUUAAAAAUUUGCACUUAAAUUUAA